Molecule: messenger RNA, 6259 nt
Organism: Dicentrarchus labrax (European seabass)
Lineage: Eukaryota; Metazoa; Chordata; Actinopteri; Moronidae
Gene: fndc1
Product: fibronectin type III domain containing 1
Exons: 22
Coding region: 63-5567 (1834 amino acids)
Molecular function (GO): protein binding
Source: RefSeq, a predicted model, not a curated record
CCAACCCUCUGAAUCCAUCCAGCUGGUGCGACGCUCCGCAGCAGUAGCGCGCCACACUCACUAUGGCUUUAGCCGCAAGCAGGACCCUCUUGGCGCUAUUCGUUACGUUUUGCGCACCAGGAUGCGGAUGGACAGCAGAGAAGCCCCUGCGGCCACACAAUGGGAAACAGACAUCUGUGGACAAGGGCCUGAGGGAGAGCUGGGAGCCUUCUAUCCAUCUGGAUGGAAGACCUGUGGACCGCUUUGUCAUCAGCUCCAGCAAACCCACGAGGUCUCACCGCUUCACUAAAGUGGGAAAGGACAGUCGCUCUCAUCUACUGGAGGAUGUAGACCCUGAAUGGGUUAACCUGGAUGGCUUUGCUGUGUUGGGCGGUGCACCUGUCAGCAACUCAUCAGCAGGUCCAGCCAGGUCUCCAAAAACAACUGCCAGAAAUCAGCCCUCUGUACAGCGGUCCGCCAGGGUCAACAGAACAGCUCACCCACUGGCAGUUUCUAAUACCAGGACACACAGGAGGGCCCCUCAGUCCUCUUCAGGUCCCAGGCAGCCUGAGAGAGCUUCGGCAGGAGCCCCCCCACUGGAAAGGAGACGCCAACACCACACCAAGCCUCAAUCUGACCAGAGAAACCGAAACACACACAAACUAACAUCUGAGUCCGUUCAUGUGGUGUCACUGCAGGCACAGAAAGCCCUGGGCCAGAGCGCACCCAUAAACAGAGCCGUCGCAGCCAAAACAACCACACCAGAGCCACCAGAGUAUGAAGCCCGGGACAUCAGUGUCAGGGUCAUGUCUCCUCAGUCAGUCCUCAUCUCCUGGGUUGACCCUGCUGUUGAGAUGGGGAAGGUCACCCAAAUGGAAUCCAGAUCCUACACAAUUAGGUACAGGGAAAAAGGUGAGUCAGCACGCUGGGAGUACAAGGACAGCACCCAAAGGAGAAUGAUGAUAGACACCCUGUCUGCUGACGGCAUGUAUGAGUUCUCUGUCAGAAUCUCUCAAGGAGAAAAUCAUGGGAAGUGGAGCGUCUCCGUCUUUCAGAGGACCCCUGAGUCAGCACCAUCUGGGCCUCCAGAGAACUUUGAUGUCAAACCAUUACGAGGGAAAGGAACUGCUGUCAUAGCAACGUGGGAUCCACCUGAAGAACCUAAUGGGAGGAUAAGAGAGUACAUCCUGUCUUAUGCUCCUGCUAUGAAGCCUUUUGGAAUGAAAAGUAUGACAUACCGUGGCAGCAUCAGCACAGCCACCAUAGAUGGCCUUACACCAGGAGAACGGUACAUCUUCAAGAUUAGAGCCACCAACAGGAGGGGGCAGGGACCACAGAGCAAGGCCUUCAGUGUUGCCAUGCCAGGAUCCAGCAGUGCUGCCUCACCGUUCUCAAAAACCAAAGACAGCCACAGGACUAGCCACACUCCUUCCAAACAGGAUACAGACCAUGAUGAAUCCGACCUCAAGUCAACAGAGGUACCAGAGGAACCAACCACACCGCCUCAGUCACGCAGGCGGUUACGCCCACUUUCCCAGACACGCUCCUAUCACAGCAUCUUCUCCUCUGUAAGGGGCUCAGUCAGGAAUGCAGUGAACAGAGGGUCAUCCAGAGGAAGAGCUCAGGAAAGAAAAGAUCAGGAGGAAGAAAAAAAGAAAAUACCCACAACGCCACCUACAGCAGAGGAGACAACAACCAUGGAGGUUGUACUGGAGACAAAAGAACCAGACAAUAAUGUUUCUCCUGAAUCUGAGGCUGAAAUUAUAUAUGAAAAACAGCCCCUAACUACUGAGACCCCCAGCCUCAAAGUUCUGACGCCCUCCCCGACUAAACCAUCUACUCGUCCCAAUCCACCACCCAGACGGCCCAUUAAGAUCAGGGUCCAUCAAAAACCAGGAUCCAAGGCUGCUUCAUCCUCCUCAUCCACCUCGUCAUCUUCUUCUACUUCAUCCUCCUCAUCUUCUACCACCUCCUCCAAGUCCUCCUCUUCUUCUGAUUCCUCCUCAUCUUCUUUUUCUUCUACUUCCUCUUCAUCCUCAUCAUCCUUACCUUCUACAACGUCAUUAUCCUCCUCCUCCUCCCGUACUCAGGAAUCGGCAGCCAGUAGAAAGGAUUAUGUAGCUUCCACAUACCCAGAGAGCAAAGACACAUACGAUAAGCUCAGCAAAACAGAUACAAAAGCUUCCACCACAGUUGUAAAAGAGACCAAUUCACAGCAGACAGAAGCUACAUCUGUAGGCAGAGGUUCAGCUUCAGCUGGGCGCACCAAUGGGUCUGGGUUUGGUUCUAGGUAUGGUUAUAGUCGAAGACAUCCAGGAAUUUUGUUCAGAGGGAAUUCAACUCGAAUGCCGAAUGGUUACAAACCUGCCAUCACCUCACAGUUGAAUUUACCAAACAGAAACCAAGCAACAUCAAACACACGUAGUUCAGCAACAUCACAGUCCACUUUACCCGACAGGACUCAAGACCACAAAACAUUACAUACUUCCAAUUCAGCAACUUCCAGGUCCCCUUCUAGAAGUGGAACCCUCAGUCAGGCAACAUCAGAUCCAUAUCAUUCUGACAAAUCACAGUCUACAUCAGAGUCCAAGUCUCAAGGCUCUACUCAGAACUCAGGCACCAAUCCAUCCACUUCGCAGAGCAGCUCAAACCACCCAUCCACCAUAGACACGUCAAGCUCUUCUCAGUCAACUUCACGCAACACACACAACACAGAGAGUUCGCACACAUCACCUGAGGGAGACACAGCAAUCAGAGAGGGUAAUGAUGACAGUUAUUACAAAAACACAGAUGAAGCAACCAAAGUGGAAGAGCCUACUUCAAGCUCUAAACCACAACCCACAGAAGAGGAGAGAAGGGGGGAAGAAAGAAGGGAGGAAAGCAGUACUAAGAAAUCUGUGGGUCCUCGUACCAGAAUUAGCCCCUCAUUUGCCGAAAGAUUCCCUUGGCUAGCUAGCCGUUACCCAGGCAGACCUGGUCUAGGGACGAGAGUGUCGUCUUCCAAGCAGGAUGGUAGGACUCCCCUGACCAGGACUUCAUCCUCCAUAGGGGCUGGCACACCUUUCUUGAGGGGGACACCCACUAGGGUUUCAGGGGCCACAGGUGCUGCAGGAGUGUCCAGGAUACAGGAGACUAGUGAAGAUCUGAGGAAUCCUUCCACUCAUGACUCGCUAAAGAAUGGGGUUGGGGCAGGUUCAGUUAAGCCUUCUCUGACCAAUAUUAAUACUAGAAACCCAACUACCUCAUCCUCUUCAUCUUCAUCAUCUUCCUCUUCAGCAGCCACUUCUUCAAACUCUGAUUCCCAUCAUUCAAGUGGACACAGAGACUCAAGUGAGCCCAUUCAUAGAGAAACCUCUAAUAACAAUGAUAACAAUCAUAAUAAGGAUUAUCUUGAUGAGAGGAGUAGAGAAAUCAGUGGAAAAAAUGAUAAAGUUGCAGACCCCGCAGCCGCCCAAAAGAAUUCCACUUUGACUUCAGUUGACCCUCUCAGAAAUGCAGAGGAUGAUCAGAGUGUGGACACUUCUAGGACAAGACCUGGCUCACCGUCUGGAGUCACUCCAAGCCAUCGUCGUCCUUUUGUCGGAGUGAAUGGGAGGGUACGCUCUCCUCUGCUGACUAACAGGCAGUUUGGUGGAUCUAGGCUUCCCAUCAGACCACAGCCAGCACAGAACUCAAGGCUGGGUUCCUCCUCAUCAUCAGAUUCCUCGUCUUCCUCAAAUGUUCCCCAGCCAGUUUUGACCUCAGAUCGUGACGUUGGCAGUGGCACUACUGUGACAAAGACAGGGGGAAUAAUUGGGGGCAACUCCCAGUCCACGUCGUCGUCCUCAGCAUCUUCAUCAUCAUCUAGAGACAGCUUUAGGGGGCCAGGGGGUAGGUCUCGCUAUCCCAUCCUCAGAGGAAAACCAAACAAUGGAGGACAAAUCAAGCCUGGCAAUGGAAAUGGUAAAAAUGGACGACCCAACCUGACAGCAACAAAUGAAAAAGAGUCAUCGUCCUCUCAGGGGAUCAGCAAGGCUGCUGGUCAAAGGUUUAUUACUGGACCUGAUGGAACCAAAUGGGUGGUAGACUUGGAGCAGGGGGUUCUCAUGAACCAGGAUGGACAAGUUCUCCAGGACUCCCAGGGCAAACCUAAGAGAGUGGUUCUUGGAGAGGAUGGACGCACAAUUUUUGACCUCAUGGGCAGUCCCCUGGUAAAUCAGGAAGGUAUGGCUCUGUUUGGCCAUGGCCGAGAUAGCCAGCCUGUGGUCAACCCCAAAGACAAGGUCCUCAUGGUUGGAGGGAAACCUGUUCUUGGCUUGGACCUUCCUCACCUCAGGACCACCACCACCACCACCACCACUACCACCACCAUGGCUCCUACUACCACACCUGAACCCACCACAACCGAAUGGAUCAUAGAGGAAUCUACCACUGUACUUCCGUUCCCAACCUGUCCACCUGGAACCUUCUCCAAAACAGAUGAAUAUGGGUAUCCAGUGCUGGACCCAGACGGAAUAUUGGACUGUUAUCCGGAAGAGGAAUCCUCAGGAAUGGAAAUGGACCACAUGGUUACAGUGACCAUGGUGCCUGAUGCUUUAGCUCUUAAGAAAGAUGAGCUUUUUGUCCAGACCACCCUGCCACCCACAACUACCACCACCACCACAGAGAUCCCAUCCUCAGAGCCACAGACCAGACCCUUCAACAAAGGCCCUUCAUCUGAGUAUGACCUCAGUGGGAAGAAGCGAUUCACAGCUCCCUAUGUGAACUACAUCCGGAAGGACCCAGGUGCUCCUUGCUCCUUGACGGAGGCCCUGGAGUAUCUUCAGGUCGACGUCCUAGAAGACCUGAUGAAGAAGGACAGUCUGGCAGCCAAUCAGAAACAGCCUCCCAAAAACAGGCCUCAUAAUUUCACUGUGGUCGCCAUGGAGGGCUGCCACUCAUUUAUCAUCCUGGACUGGGCCCGCCCACUUAAGGGUGAUAUGGUGUCAGGCUACAUGGUCCACAGUGCAUCCUAUGAUGACGUCCUCAACAAUAGAUGGUCCUCUAGAGCCUCCAGCGGGACACACCUGCCUGUGGAGAAUCUCAAACCCAACUCUAGGUACUACUUCAAAGUGCAGGCCAAGAAUGUGUUUGGUUUGGGACCAGUCAGCGAUACGCUCACCUAUGUCACCGAAUCAGACGACCCACUUCUUAUUGAAAGACCACCUGGUGGAGAACCAAUCUGGGUCCCCUUUACCUUCAAGUAUAACUCGGCCCACAGCAGCUGUAAGGGCAGCCAGUACGUCAAGCGGACUUGGUACAGGAAGUUCGUGGGCGUGGUUUUGUGUAACUCUCUGCGAUACAAGAUCUUCAUGGGAGAUGGUCUUAGAGAGCCCUUUUACAGUAUAGGAGAUACAUUUGGCCAGGGAGAGGACCACUGCCAGUUUGUGGACUCCUACAGGGAUGGGAGGACAGGCCCGGCCUACCUCUCCAGUAAUCUGCCCUCAGCACAAGGAUUUUAUCGUGCGUACAGACAGGAGCCAGUUUCAUUUGGAGUUAUUGGCCGACGUACAUCCCAUCCAUUCGUGGGCUGGUAUGAAUGUGGAGUGCCAAUCCCCGGGAAGUGGUAACACAGGAGGAGAAGAAGGAGACAUUGUUACCGAGGGCAACCCUUCCGCAUCCUGCUGCAGGCUCUUACAGUCACUGGUCCUGCCCUUAAAAACAGACUUUUGCCUGCCACAAUGAAAAGACACCACUACGACUUUAAUACAGCUUCACAGAAAGAGAAUAUAGUACUUUUAAACAACUCAAUGUAUAUCAUUACCAUGCACUUUUUAUAUAAAGCAGUUUGUAUAUGAGGGAAAAAAGAAGCAUGUGUGCUCUUGCUUAGUUUAACUCUUGUCUGAAAGUGUCCUCGUACUAUUACCAACUAUCCCAGAGACAGGUCCUCACCCAGUGUUAUUUAUCUCAUCAAUAAUGCACACAAACCAGUGACAUUGGACCAAAGCACAAGCUGCAAAGCAAACUGUAAGAAUGGGCACUUAAGGUGUGUGUAUAGGUCUGUUAAUUUUCAGUCGUGAGAUUUGUAUUUCAUAAUGUAACGGCUUCUGACAGCUACUUUUUUUGUUGUUUAUUUGUGUUCUUAAACCAUCAUACUGUUUUUUUACACCCUUUUGGUAUUCACCAGAAUUCAUUAAAAGUUACUGUGUAAGUUUUGUAUGUAUACAGACAAAGAAUAAAAGACCAAAUAUUUGCUCAGGAACUGUGGGAGAUUGAAUAAAGGUGCUAUGGAAACCACAGCAAUCCAAAUACAUGAAUCAUA